GCGGCGGCGGCGGCGGCGCGGUGGUGUCCGGGCGGGCGGUGGGCGCUGUGCCUGUGCCUGUGCGCGGCGCUGCUGCCGCGGCCGGCUCGGGGCCUCACCGACCGCCUCUACUGCGGCCGCCGAGUCUGCUACGAGGUGCUGGGCGUCAGCCGGCAGGCCAGCAAGGCGGAGAUCGCGCGCGCCUACCGGCAGCUGGCCCGGCAGUACCACCCCGACCGCUACCGUGGGGAGCCCGCGGGCGGCGAGGGCAGCGGGGCGCAGGCGGCGCACGAGAAGUUCCUGCUCAUCGCCGCCGCCUACGAGACCCUCAAGGAUGAAGAAACACGUAAAGAUUAUGACUACAUGCUGGAUCAUCCUGAAGAGUAUUACAGGCAUUACUACCACUACUACCGCAGGAGAUUGGCGCCUAAAGUAGAUGUUACAAUAGUGAUCCUAGUUACAGUGUGUGCCAUCUCCGUGUUUCAGUUCUUCAGCUGGUGGAGUAGUUACAAUGAAGCUAUCAACUACUUAGCAUCUGUGCCAAAAUACCGUAUACAAGCUACUGAGAUUGCCAGGCAACAAGGUUUACUCAACAAGACUAAAGAAAAAGGCAAGAACAGGCGGUCUAAAGAAGAAAUUCGUGAAGAGGAGGAAGAAAUUAUCAAAGACAUUAUUAAAAAUAAAAUAGAUAUAAAGGGUGGUUAUCAGAAGCCCAAAAUAUAUGAUAUCCUCCUAUUUCAGAUCCUUCUUGCUCCUUUUUACUGGUGCAAAUACAUAGUUUGGUACUGUUGGUGGAUUUAUUGUUUCACUAUUAAAGGGCAAGAGUAUGGUGUGGAAGAAAAGUUGUAUAUCAUACGAAGGUACAUGAAAAUGUCUCAGUCUCAGUUUGACAGCCUGGAAGAUCAUCAAAAAGAGACCUUUCUUGAACGGCAGCUUUGGAUACGAGAAAACUAUGAGGUAUAUAAACGAGAGCAAGAGGAGGAGUUAAAGAAGAAGAUGGCCAUGGAUCCCCGAUGGAAAAGAUACCGGCGGUGGAUGAAGAAUGAAGGACCUGGAAGACUGACUUUUGUUGAUGAUUGAAGGUUGCUGAACAAAAUGUGUGCUAUUGCUGAAAGUGAUUUGCAAAACUUUUCAUUACAUCAUUCAGAGUUUUGUCUGCUGUGGCUUAGCAGUGAUCUAAAACUCAGGAACUAUUACAUCAGGCGGAAGCAUAUUACAGGUUUACCAUUUUUAUAAAUCAGACCUAUUAAAACAGGCUCAACCUGAAGUAUAUAUGCCAUUUACUUGGGGAUAUCAAUGUGGAAUUCAUUAUUCCAAACAAUGUAUUUUUACUAGAUACUUCAUAUUCAUCAAUGAACCCAUAACUCUAGUCUUUCUGAAAAUGUUUUUAGUUCAAACCUUGACAAGUCUCAGUUUUCCUCUUUAAGCUGAAGGGUUUCCGCAAGUGGAAACUGAAAAUGCUUAUAAAAGAUUCUGAAGUAAGGGCCAUUUUCUGUUUUCCUCUCUUUCCUCCUACUUUUCAAUCUAAUUUCUAAAAUGCCAAAUUGGUUGUUUUUCAUGUAAACAAUAUGGGGAUUAUACAAGACUACUGCUAUUCCUGCUUCACUUGGAAAUGGAAUUUAUUCUUUGUGGGAAUAAAUGAUGCAUGAUUGAUCAUCCUUGUGAUGCAAACAAGCCUUAAUUCUUUGUUCUAAGAGUAAUUAAUGAAACAGUAUGCUUGGAUAUUUUGUGGUUUUUCAUCUUGUACAUUGGAUUAUACCUGCUUGUUCAGAACAAGUAUGCCAGUGAAUAUUAGUUUAUUAAAUGUGACAUUUCUUUCAGCAAAGUAUUGAUUAAAGGGAAAAAUGACCCUUUUGUUAAAAAGGGCAGUUUUGAUGCCUUAUGUAAAUAAAAGUUUAUAUAUGCAGACUUAAUUAGUUUAAAAUUCUAAAUCUUAAGUAUUCAUUACAUUUAUCUCUUCUGAUCAG
Messenger RNA from Melospiza georgiana, 1946 nucleotides. RefSeq names its product DnaJ heat shock protein family (Hsp40) member C25 (gene DNAJC25). Lineage: Eukaryota; Metazoa; Chordata; Aves; Passeriformes; Passerellidae. The record is from RefSeq and is a predicted model, not a curated record. The transcript is spliced from 4 exons. The annotation marks the transcript as partial. Gene Ontology annotation, cellular component: endoplasmic reticulum membrane. Gene Ontology annotation, biological process: protein folding.